AUGGGGAGCAUAUUUGCAGACUUCCAGCAGGCCCAGAGGGUCGGCGAUGGUCGUCUCCUGGCCUCCUGCCUUGCCCCUAUAGACACUGCCCGCGACCCUCAUCGACUACAAUCAUUUGCCCAGCUGUCCAACUACCAGACAAUCACAGCCGACGUUCGCUAUCAUCUGAUACAAGCGCCGAAUGCAGUGGGACUACCCAAGGCGGAAGCCAAUGCGUGGGUGGACAUCUUCGUCGCUCUGUGGAAGACCGUGAAAGAACUGGUCGGGCUACGGCAAGGCAACGGCACAGGAGACUGGGUUCGGGCAUUUGACGCGUACAAGGAACUAUGCAACUUUCUGGUCAGAGGCUACACCAACUUUGGAUUCCAGUCAUGGACUGUACCAUGUCUCUACGUCGCAGGCAAGUAUAUUCGCAUGAUAGCCAUGAAGGCAGACAGUGAGGGCAGAGCGAAAGACGCCAACGGAGGCACUGCCUUCGCCAACGGAUUUUCCGACGACAUCAUCAGCGAUGUGAACAAACACGAGAAACUCGAACAGGCGGCUUGGACCAUCAACCGCAUGUUCACAGUCUGCUUGAGCGACCGGUCCGAAUUGGCCGAGUCGCGGAAAUGGGGCAUCUACAGCACCACCAACCUGCUGUUCAAGACAUACUUCAAGCUCAACUCCAUUUCGCUGACCAGGAAUGUCAUCCGCGCUCUGGAAGCCGCGUCAGCCGACCUGCCUCCUUUGGAGCUCUUCCCGAAAUCCCACCGGUGCACGUUCAAAUACUACCGAGGAGUCAUCGAUUUCUUGCAGGAGAAUUACACGGACGCCGAGAUGCAUCUGACCGAGGCGCUGAGUCUAUGCCACAAGGACUCGCUCAAGAACCAGGAACAGAUUCUGACAUAUCUGAUCCCGGCACAUGUGGUGAAUCACCAUCAGCUGCCUAACCGUGCCUUGCUGGCCCCACAUCCAUCUCUCUCCAGGAUAUUCACACCGUUGUUUGAUGCCGUGCGCACUGGAUCCCUGGCGGCCUUCGACGAGGCCCUCACAUCCGCCGAACCGGAGCUGGUCAAGCGCCGUGUCUACCUUACCCUCGAGCGGACGCGCGAUAUCUGCACGCGAAAUCUGUUCCGCAAGGUGUUCCUAGCUGCAGGCUGGGAAGAGACCAAAGACCCGGCGACAGGCGAAGUGGCGGGCAGGAUUCGCAGGACGAGGAUCCGGAUCGAGGAGUUCGAGGCCGGCAUGCGUGUCGGCUACAAGGGCGCCAAGGAUGUCAUGAUCGAGAGGGACGAGGUCGAGUGUUUCCUUGCCAACAUGAUCUAUAAGAACAUGAUGAAAGGCUACAUCGCUCGCGACAGAGGCAUUGUCGUUCUCAGCAAGGCUGGCGCCUUCCCCGGCACUGGUGUUUGA
Capronia coronata CBS 617.96 is the source of this 1392-nucleotide messenger RNA. RefSeq lists its product as uncharacterized. The transcript has 2 exons. NCBI's taxonomy places the organism in Eukaryota, Fungi, Ascomycota, Eurotiomycetes, Chaetothyriales, Herpotrichiellaceae. The record is from RefSeq and is a predicted model, not a curated record. Gene Ontology annotation, biological process: poly(A)+ mRNA export from nucleus; transcription elongation by RNA polymerase II; post-transcriptional tethering of RNA polymerase II gene DNA at nuclear periphery. Gene Ontology annotation, cellular component: transcription export complex 2. Gene Ontology annotation, molecular function: double-stranded DNA binding; RNA binding. The coding region runs from base 1 to 1392 and encodes 463 amino acids.